AUUGGUGGUAUAAAGAUGGAUGCAGAGAGUCAAAUGAGGGAGGUAAAAUAUGCUGCUGAUAUUUCCUCUAUAAGGGAAGCAGAAGCACACAUCAAGCCAUUCAUACACCAAACUCCUGUCUUGUCCUCUGAAUCUUUGAAUGCUCUUGCAGGAAGGCAGCUGUUUUUCAAAUGUGAAUGUUUUCAAAAGGGUGGUGCUUUCAAAUUCAGAGGCGCUUGCAAUGCUGUAUUUUCACUUGAUGAUGAUCAGGCUGUUAAAGGGGUUGUAACACACAGCAGUGGUAACCAUGCUGCAGCAUUGUCUUCGGCUGCAAAACUACGCGGAAUCCCUGCAUAUAUAGUUAUACCAAAAAAUGCUCUGAAGUGCAAAGUUGAGAAUGUCAUUCGUUACGGUGGUCAGCUUAUCUGGAGUGAGCCCACAAUGCAAUCAAGGGAAAGUACUGCAGCCAAGGUGUUGCAAGAAACUGGGGCAGUUCUUCUACAUCCUUACAACGAUAGGCGCAUAAUAAGUGGACAGAGUACCAUAUCAUUGGAGUUUCUGGAGCACCAAGUUCCACAGUUAGACACUAUUAUAGUUCCCAUAAGUGGAGGUGGCUUGAUAUCAGGUGUGGCUUUGGCUGCCAAGGCCAUCAACCCUGCAAUUCGAGUUUUAGCUGCUGAGCCUGAGGGAGCCAACGAUGCAGCUCAAUCCAAAGCAGCUGGGAGGAUAAUAACAUUGUCUGAGACCAACACUGUAGCAUGGUGGUGGUGAGUUUCUCAUGAGUUGCUUCAUUGGAGGGUUGAUGACAGAGCUUCACCAGGACUUGUACUUGCUUCGUUUUGUUUCUAUUGAAGAAGCCUCUACGCCAACUCUAAAAUUGCUCAAGGCUAUGGUGAUACAGGACUUUAUCAAGAAUUGUUCAGUUGUCAUUUUCCUUGAUUCUGGUAGUUCAUGAAAUUUCAUUGAUUUGGCACUAUUCAAGUGGUUAGGGUCCAGGAUUAUGAUUGUGUCCACACUGUUUUUACUCUUCCAUUGGGGAAUUGCAUUCUUGAUUUUGACCUUGGCUACCUUCUGGGCAUACGUGACCAAAGUGGUGGAUUUGAAGUUGAUAAUGGGCAUACUGGAAAAGAAGAAAAUU
Prunus avium (sweet cherry) is the source of this 1117-nucleotide messenger RNA. NCBI's taxonomy places the organism in Eukaryota, Viridiplantae, Streptophyta, Magnoliopsida, Rosales, Rosaceae. The record is from RefSeq and is a predicted model, not a curated record.